Molecule: messenger RNA, 1339 nt
Organism: Olea europaea var. sylvestris
Lineage: Eukaryota; Viridiplantae; Streptophyta; Magnoliopsida; Lamiales; Oleaceae
Product: transcription termination/antitermination protein NusG
Exons: 4
Coding region: 50-1066 (338 amino acids)
Biological process (GO): DNA-templated transcription elongation; transcription elongation-coupled chromatin remodeling
Source: RefSeq, a predicted model, not a curated record
CUAUCAAGUAACGUCUUGUUCCAGUAACAAAUGUGCAUAAUUAGAGAAGAUGAAGGUCGGUCUUCUCUCGUGGAGUUCUUGCUCUCGCUUUCUCUCUAUGCCCUCGUCCACCACGCUAAAAGCCCACACCCAUAAACCCUUAGUUUCCACAAUCGCUGCAACUAUUGAAUCGGUCAAUGAAAGAUCCCUCACGUCAAGAGAGAGAAGGCAGCUGAGAAACGAGAGGAGAGAGAGCAAGCCGACUUACAACUGGAGAGAAGAGGUGGAAGAAAGGCUUCUCAAGAAGCCCAAAAAACGUUACACUUCGUGGACUGAAGAACUCAAUCUUGAUAACCUCGCUUUGCUCGGCCCUCAAUGGUGGGUUGUUAGAGUUUCCAGAGUUUCGGGCCAAGAAACUGCUGAACGAAUGGCUCGGUCACUGGCCCGAAAUUUCCCCAAUGUUGAUUUCAAGGUAUAUAUUCCAUCUGUGCAAAUCAAAAGAAAAUUAAAGAAUGGAUCAAUCUCUGUUAAACCAAAACCAUUCUUCCCUGGAUGUGUAUUUUUGAAGUGUGUAAUGAACAAGGAGUUACACGACUUCAUACGAGAAACUGAUGGGAUUGGAGGAUUUGUUGGAUCCAAGGUUGGAAAUACAAAGCGUCAGAUUAACAAACCUAGACCUGUAGACGAGGAGGACAUGGAAGAAAUAUUCAAACAAGCAAAGGAAGAACAGGAAAAGGCCAAUCAAGCGUUUGAAGAAGAGCAGCAAGCUGAAGGAGCUCUGGAUUCCUUGAAGUUGGGUGUAGAAUCCCCUUUGGUCAUCUCCAAAGAAGCUACACAUUCCAAUACAUCAACUAAGAGGAGAGGCAGAUCUAAAAAAGCAGCCAAAGCGGCUGUAACUGGAAAGGAAAAUGCAAGUGUAGUACCAGGUUUAACCAUCCAAGUUACAUCGGGCGCCUUUGCGGGAUUUUCAGGCAUCCUUAAGAAGCUUGAUCACAAUAGGGGCCUGGCAACUGUUGGAUUUACACUGUUUGGGAAAGAAACUUUAGCAGAUAUUGAUUUCAAUGACAUUCUUGUUGAAACGAGUUGACAUAUAUUUGGUGGUGGAACGCAGAUUUCUUAGAUGGUAAAUCUGCUACUCCCUAGAAAAUAUUGUUGUCCUCCGGUAGUUAAUUAAGCUCAUGACAUGACAAAAAUCUGCAUGUAAGCAGAGGUACGAACUACGAAGGGAUGUUCAUGUGCUUUUGUCUAGCAGAAUGAAGUACCUUCGGAGAUAUUUCUAAAAUAAUUGCUUUUUGCCUUGCAAAACAACAUAUUCCACACAAGUAUAUAAAAUCGAUGACUAAUUGAUUCUUUGUGGUUA